This is a messenger RNA of Oppia nitens, 736 nucleotides long. RefSeq lists its product as uncharacterized. The coding region runs from base 91 to 558 and encodes 155 amino acids. Lineage: Eukaryota; Metazoa; Arthropoda; Arachnida; Sarcoptiformes; Oppiidae. The transcript is spliced from 2 exons. The record is from RefSeq and is a predicted model, not a curated record.
CUCAUUUAUCAAAAUUUUCCUAUUUAUUAAGUGCAAUAAUUUCUUUUAAAAAAAACUAUUUAAUAAAUAAAUUAUAAUACAAAAAUAAAUAUGUCAAAAACAUUAAUUGCUGUAAUUUUAAUUUUUGAUAUCUUUGUUGUAAAUUAUGGUUUUGAUUUAAGUGACAUUGGCAAUUCAAUGCGCGAUGCCAUCAACAAAGCUGGUGAUGGCAUACACCAGGGCUUAUCAUCAGCUCAGGGAUCACUUAAUUCGUGGAUGGAUUCCAUGAAAGACAGUAUGAAAGAACUAUCUCAACGAACACAGAAUGCUAUCUCCGGUGGCGAAGAUUCCAUCAAACAAUGGCACUCAGAUCUUGUCAAACAAGUGGAUCAGGCUAUAGAUCAGGGAACCGAUGCCAUUGAUAAAAUGCACGACAAUAUGGUAGACAUGGAAAAACAGAUGAAAGACAACUGGGAUAACAUACCGGAGCAAAUGAGACAACAAUAUCAGGAUAUGUUAGACAAAGUGCACAAUCAAAUGAGCGUUUUGGAGACUAAAUCAGCUGAAAAAUCAUCGUAAAAAUGACUGAUAUAAUAAUCUUAAAACUAAAUAAAAUAAUCUUAAAAAUUAACCAUGAUAAUUCUUUAAUAUUAUUGUUUAAUUCCUUAAAUUUAAAUUUAUUUUUAAUAAUUUCUAAAAAUAUUAUAUAGUAUUUUUUAAUAUAAUACAAUAUAUAUAAUAAAGAAUUUUUGUUAUA